CUGACUCCAGGCCCAGAGCUACAUCUCCUUCACCACUUUGCUGCCUCUUAGGAGGCGAUAUUUGAAGGGUUGUCAUGUGGAAGAAAGGAGUAGACUUAUUUGAUGUAGCCACAGAGAGCGGGACGAGGAACAUUGGGGUGAAAUUACAGGAAGGUGGAUUUCAGGUCAGUUUGAGGAAUGAGUAGUAUAACAGACAGCUGACCCCAGAGGGAGCAGGCUGCCUCAGGAGGUAGUGAGUUCCCCACCGCUGGAGCCCUUUAAAGAAAGGCUGUAUAACCAUUUUUAGAAUUUAUUUUCAUAAGAAAAUUUAGUUAAGCAAAAUAAAUCAACCUGUCUGAAAACAUCAGCCUCAUUCAGCUUCCAUAGGCCACCACCUCUGCUGAUAGGCAGGAGGCACGCCUCUCCAUCAGUCCUGGACCUUAGUUCUGAAGUUUUUCAUUGGAAGCUCAUUUGACAGCAAUGUUCUAGAGCAGAUUUCUGUUCCAAGUACAGGUUAGACCGGAUACUUUCUGACAGGUGCUCUACCUCGUCGGUCCUGUGACGAGGGGUCCCCUGCAUCUGGCUGCCAGGAUUCCCCGAACAGGCCCUCUUCGGCCGUGGUUCAGGGUUCAUCUCUGUUUACACUUGCAGGGAUCGGGGGUGGGGCGUGACUCCCUCAGCCCUGAGGGGAAUCAGUGUUUCCUUUGCCAGCCCCUGGAUAGGUUGUCUCUUGUCUCUUAAGUUUGGACCCCAUGGCCCCCGUUCCCUAUUUCAUCCAGUGUAACCUAAUACCUUACUCCAGUCUCUGUUGUGUGGGACCUCAUCCGGCUGAGCGCUCAGCCUCUCCUUUUCCUCUCUCGCAGGCACAGGCAGUAACCCUCACGGUGGCCCAGGCCUUCAAAGUCGCCUUUGAGCUUUGGCAGGUGUCCAGGGAAGAGAAAGAGAAACGAGAGAAGGCAAGCUUAGAAGAGGUCGCCUGUGGUGCUCGGCGGGACGCUUCCCCUUCCCUGAAAGGCCCGAUCACCACUGGAAACCUGCUGGACCUGGAGGAAACAGCCAAGGCACCCCUGUCCACCGUGAGUGCCAAUGCUGCCAACUUGGACGAGGUGGGCAGGCCUGAGCCCCUAGCCAAUAACAACGUGGUCUGGGAGCUAGAUGACGGCCUUGAUGAAGCCUUCUCAAGGCUGGCCCAGUCACGGACGAAUCCGCAGGUCCUGGACAUUGGGCUGACGGCCCAGGACCUCCAGUAUGCCCAGUGCCUCUCCCCGGUGGAGUGGGACAAGCCGGACUUGGGGGCCCCCGAGCAGGACGACCUCUUUGGCUUCUGAGCGUCCUCGGCCUGGCCCAUGAGGCCAGCAACCGCUACACAAAGGGACCAGAGUCGUGCUCAGGACGUCAGCAGCCCCCACAGCCUGGCAGCCACUAGACCAAAGGCUUUAUUAAUGCAACUUUUUUUAUCCUGCUUUUUUUCCUUGACAAACUGUAGGAUGCUUCGAGCCUAUUUAUUCAGUGGACUCUCGGACAGACACGAGCGUCGUUCAGCGUCUCCCACGGGGUAGCGUGUACAGUAUUAUGCCCAGCCUUGUGGCUCCUCUCCGGGGGAAGCCAGCUUUUCUUUUACCACUUCUCUUUCUACAAAAGCAGGCUGCUUCCUCUUAACUCGUUCCCUCCCCAAAGAGCCGCCUGGGGGUCUCCUUCAGUUCUCCCGCGGAGAAGAGGGGCCGAGGACGGAGGGUGGGAGCCCUGCCGCCCAGGUGAGUGGGCUGCCCUUCCACUGACGCCAGCUGGGAGCUGGAGGCCAGCCUUCUCCCCAUGGAGCAGCCCAGGCAUGAGCUGCCUCCGGGAGCCUCUCUCAUCCAAAGACUCAACAGCUUUGCACUUUAAGAAAUGAACCCAAAGCCAGGUCUGAAGAUGGCAAAGGAAGGUGCUGAGUCUGUAGAUAGCUUUUAGCCUUCAUCCUCAGGAUGGGUUAGGGUUUAGACCCCUUGUAGCAGCUAACCCAGAACUGAGAAAGACAGUGUAGUAUGGUGGGUGGAGCUGGCACCGGGGAGGCAGCCCUGCCACACGCUCUUCAGGCCCUUGAGCCAAGCCCUUUCCCCUCGCUGGGCCUCAGUUUCCCCAUUCAGCAAAGGGGGAAGAGGGUUGGACUUCCAACUCCAGCAUCCUGUGAUUCUGCCUUAUUAAAAGUUAACUGACCUCUGA
Vombatus ursinus (common wombat) is the source of this 2181-nucleotide messenger RNA. It is a transcript of the gene LDLRAP1, whose product is annotated as low density lipoprotein receptor adaptor protein 1. The coding region runs from base 732 to 1307 and encodes 191 amino acids. Lineage: Eukaryota; Metazoa; Chordata; Mammalia; Diprotodontia; Vombatidae. The record is from RefSeq and is a predicted model, not a curated record. The transcript is spliced from 5 exons.